Molecule: messenger RNA, 4709 nt
Organism: Dendronephthya gigantea
Lineage: Eukaryota; Metazoa; Cnidaria; Anthozoa; Malacalcyonacea; Nephtheidae
Product: phosphorylase b kinase regulatory subunit beta-like
Exons: 35
Coding region: 361-3606 (1081 amino acids)
Biological process (GO): glycogen metabolic process
Cellular component (GO): phosphorylase kinase complex
Molecular function (GO): calmodulin binding
Source: RefSeq, a predicted model, not a curated record
UACGUUUGUGUUGUUCCACAUUUUGUUUUGAAUCGAUUUUGUCAUAGAAAUUUCCCGCCAAAUGAAACCGAUGGAAAUUAUUUCUACUUAUAUAUAAACAAUUAACCAUUGUUCAGUUCUCAAUAAAUCGUUGAAUCAAGUUCAAGAAACAAAUUAUAAACUGAAAUCUACAGUCACACCGUAAUAGUCUCGCCGCGCAUGCGCUGCUGUGCUUUUUUUGCAUCCAUCACAUUAUAGCUUAAACGAAGUACUGUAACGAAUAGCAAAAAUAUAAACAUGGCCUAAAAUUUACGUACGUCUUUCAGUUCUUCUGUAAACUUUGCAAGGUUUUUUAUGUGAAUUUUUUCCAUCUUAUGGAAAAUGGAAGACAGCGAAAGGAAGAGAAAACUCGGAGAAUUUUAUCACAUCGUUAAAAGGCAAAUCUUGCGGUAUCAAAGUGGCAGUCUUGGUCUAUUUCCGCUACACCCGUUUGGUCCAAAUCCUGCAGAAGGCCAUGUGAGAGACAAUGUGUAUUGUGCCCAGGUUUUGUGGGCUUUGGCCUUGGCAUACAGACAAGUGGAUGAUGAUAAAGGAAGAAAUUACGAACUGGAGCAAAGUGCUGUAAAGUGCAUGAGAGGAAUUCUUUUCUGUUAUAUGAGACAAGCUGGAAAGGUUGAGAAAUUCAAACACAAUCAGCAGCCUCACAAUUCACUUCAUUCAAUGUUCAACAUUCAUACUGGAAAUAUGUUGCCUUUGAAUGAAAAUUGGCCACAUCUUCAAAUUGAUGCUGUAAGUUUAUAUUUAUUGGUCUUGGCACAAAUGAUUGCUUCUGGUUUGACGAUCAUAUAUACGCUUGAUGAGGUUUCAUUUAUACAAAACUUGGUUUACUACAUCGAACGAGCAUACCGCACACCUGACUAUGGAAUCUGGGAACGAGGGUGUAGAAAUAACAAUGGCCACCGUGAAUUACAUUCAAGUUCAAUAGGAAUGGCAAAAGCUGCAUUAGAAAGCCUCAAUGGGUUCAAUCUUUUUGGAAGUCAGGGAACAUCAUCUUCUGUAAUAUAUGUUGAUCCAGAUGCAUUUAAUAGAAACUGCACCAUUCUUAAAACAUUGCUCCCCAGAGAGUCCAGUUCUAAGGAAACAGAUGCUGCAUUACUAUGUAUUAUUGGAUAUCCAGCUUUUGCAGUGGAUGACGAGAAACUGAAGGAGACAACGAAGGAAAGACUAAUUGAAAAUUUGAUGGGUCAAUAUGGGUUGAAACGGUUCUUCCGCGAUGGGUACAAGACUGUAGUUGAGGACCCAAAUAGAGCAACAUAUUACAGUUCAGAACUCAAGUUAUUUGAGGGCAUCGAGUGUGAAUUUCCAUUCCUCUACAUUUACCUAUUAUUGGAUGCAUGGUUUAGUAACGACAAAGAAGCUAUUGAGAAGUAUUCGAAAAUGUUGGAUAAAACAUCGAUGGUGGAUUCAGAAGCAGGCAAACAAGAGGAUGGAGCUGACAUUCAUAGCAUUGGUGUUGUGCCAAAGUAUUUUUAUGUGCCGAAGUUCGCCGUUGAAGAUGAACGAAAAAAUCCCGGAAGUCAGGAGAGAUUGCCUUCUUCAAAAGAAUAUUGCAGUCUUUGGGAUCAAGCGUUGUACAUUAUUGUAAAGCUACUAGAGGCAGAUUUGAUUGACAUUGGUCAUCUGGAUCCUUUGGAAAGGCACAAAGGAAGGUCGAAUCUCGGUCACUAUGGUUACAUAAAUCAUAGAUAUUCUUCAUUUAAGGUCAUUGAGUCAGAUUUGGUUGUACAAGUCUCGUUGAUCGCGGAAAAUCGGAGUUUACAAGCAACUUUGGCAACCUAUGGAAUUCAUACCCAGACGCCGAAACAAGUCGAACCGAUCCAAAUUUGGCCACCGAGUGAAUUGGUGAAGGUUUAUAAGAAACUUGGUGUGAACAAAAAGUUAGCUCUAAGUGGAAGGCCUACUCGGCCGUUUGGUUCAUUAGCUACAAGCAAGAUUUACAGAAUUCUGGGUUGCACAGUUUUAUGUUAUCCGAUCAUUUUGGAAGAGAAAGAUUUCUAUAUGUCCUUGGAUAUGUCGCUUUUGAUUGAUGAAUUUCAGAGAAAAUUGCGCUUUAUCCGCAAUAAUUGGAACAUGAGAGGUCGACCUACGGUGUGCCUUCUCAUCAGAGACAAUCAUAUCAGAGGAACACAUUUCCAAGAAUUUCUUGACCUUAUGGCACGAUUGAAGAGAGGACAAUGCGAUGGGGUGAAAACAAGGCUUGGUCGACUUCAGACGUUUAUCUCUGGUUCUUGCGUAGAACAUUUGGAUUUUCUUAAAGACAUUAGUGACGUUCACAGUAAAAGCAGUACUGGAACUGAAACACAAGUGGAAGAGGAUCUCGUCUUUGAGCGGAUAAAAGAAGACUCAUUUUCGGACCAAGAGGUUUCGGUCCACAGCAUAACUGAUACAGCGGAAAAUGAGCAUCUCAUUACCCAUAAAGAAAAGUCAUUUAAUAAGGACGAACUUCGCAUAACAUCGAGCGAAGACCUUCUGCAGUUGUUGACAAAACGUGAAGCAAUUAAUAAAGAAGUUUUCAUUCUUGAAUUGUUGAUUAAACGAGAAGGAAUGAAGUGCGUGACACCAGAAGGGUCACUGGACGAACUUGUUCAUCAGCUCUACCUUAACGCUGGUCGUGUACAAGACUGGAAUGUUAUUCGGCAUUGCAGUGGAUUGCUAAGAAAGAUCGUGGACAGCCUGGCCCCAGCAAUUUCAACAAUAUUGGUUCAUGGUAAAGUGGUCACGUUGGGCAUGUUUGGUCAUGAGGAGAGAGUUGUUUACGAACCAUUAACUCCAGGAGCAAUUGAGAAAAUCCUUUUCGAGUAUUGUAGUCCUUAUGACGUCCGUGAAGCUGUUUUGCAACAAGAGAUGUUAAUUUAUCUUGCUUCCUUCAUUUCAACGAAUCCUGAUGUUUUCAAUGGAAUGCUAAAAAUUAGAGUCGGAUGGAUAGUACAAGAAAUGAAAAACCUAUUAGAAAGACAUUUUCCAAAAGAAAAUGUGGAAUUGGUCUACUCGUUUCCUCCAAGUAGAGUGAAAGAGUUAGUUUGGAUUGUUCUAACAUGUGAAGGUCGUAUAAAUGGGCGUGACCUUGCCCCAAGAAACGUUCUAGAGGAGCGUCAGCUCAACGGAGCCAUGCACCGAGUCCCGCGUGAUUUUUACUCAAUGGUUUGGAAAAUAUUGGGUCGUUCCGACAGUGGAUUUGAGCUAACGAGGUCAUUGUUACCCAAGUUUCCCACAAUGGAGGAGAUGACAGAAGGAGAAAAAAACUUUGCGCUAAAAGUCGAGGAAUUCUUGAGCAGUGUCUCAAAACCAGAAUACAGACAGCUGCUAGUCGAGUUGCUGAUGGUUAUGGCUACAAUUCUUGAGAGGAAUAAAGAAUUAAAAUUUCAUGUCGCCAUCAAGUUAGACGAGCUUGUAAAAGGAGCGAUGGAGCUAUUCGCAGAAGAAACUAAAAAGGACACGUCAGAAUUCUAUAGCAACCCAGCGUCUGGAAAGACUGGUACAACCACAUUCUUUGCCAGAACUAUUGUAAAUAAACUGCUGAAAGAGUCCGUUAAUGUUGAAGUGGAUGCCGAAUGUGUUAUAUCCUAGUUUCAGGAAUGAAUGCUUGUUUCACUUACGUUUUUCAUAACAACUUUUGUGAUAUUUAUCAUUUAUAGACCUUCGGGGAAUGCGAUGAAAUAUUACCCCCAAGUCCCAAAGGAAGAUAUAUCUUCCCGAUGGGGUAAUAUUUCCCCGAGCAGAAGGUCUAUAAAUUAUAUAUUAUAUCGAAACAACUAUAUAUUAUAUUUCCCCCUCCAUUUUGAAAUUGUUCAUAGGCGGGCUGACAGCCUCGAAUCUCGAUUUAGUCGUAUAUGCGAGGCAUCCACGCGUGGUACACGCAAAGUCUUUUAUAAGACUUUUAUAUUAUAAUGCGGGGAAAAUUCAAUCGAACGUACUCCAUGAUUAAUUAAAUGAUCCAAAUGAUAAUUGAAACUCGCCUAGGCGGAUGGCGUGUUUAUAUGGAGUUCAUUUUUGUAGUGCAGGCCGGCUCGUUCGACGACAUGUUUUAUUGUGGAAAACGAAUAUGCCAAUAUAUACACAUGCUCCAAAUGCAUGUUUAUCGCGAAUCAUCCCGGCCAAGCGGGAUGGAGUGUUUAUAAUUAUGGCAAUUUCUCGUCUUGUCUAAGCGGGAUCCCAGCACUUUUUGCCAGGCACUUCUUGGCGGGAUCCCGCCUGUGCUGGAUGGAAAAGUGGUCAUAUAAACACUAAUUAGUGUUUGUAUUACAAGCGGGAUCUCGGAAACUGUCCCGGCUAGGCGGGAUCAUAUAAACAGGCCCAUACAGUUAAUGAGAUAUAAUAUUAGUGACAAUACCUUAUGAAUUUGUAUAAAAUAUACCUGUAGAUUGUGACCGUGUUUAUUUUUUUUACCGACUAUAUGUCAAUAAGAUAGGCAUGUAUGGGCACGUGAAGGCAGGUAGAAAACGAAACUUAUCAACUCAGAAAUUUUCUGUUCAAAACCUGCGAGACUGGUUUUGCUUUAUCUCACAGACUAUCCAAAGUCUCUCAUACAUAAAAAUGUGAAAAUUUUGUGAACGUGAAAAUGUGAAAGCAAGUCAUAUAUGCAUGCAUCGAGUAGCUUUAUCUGGUCUAGACAUUUCGUAAAAAAAUCUAAGUGCCCAUUGAUGAAAGUAGAAAAUAACCCUUCCAUACCU